Messenger RNA from Vanessa atalanta (red admiral), 3378 nucleotides. RefSeq lists its product as uncharacterized. The transcript is spliced from 5 exons. Lineage: Eukaryota; Metazoa; Arthropoda; Insecta; Lepidoptera; Nymphalidae. Bases 1 to 3378 code for a protein of 1125 amino acids. The record is from RefSeq and is a predicted model, not a curated record.
AUGAUCGAUUUUGGGCACAAUCAUUCUCAACGGAGAACAGCCAACUACGCAGGAGUUAUCGAGUUCUCAAGUGCGCUAACACUGAGUAGAGAGUUCUAUUCCCUCACUUUUCUAAUCCGAUGGGACGGCAAUCCGUCGCCAACGGAGAAAAAUGAUCUCCCGGUUGCGACGGCGCAGUGGGGGUGGAAGAUGAGUCAAACGGGACCCGGGACUAUCGGACAUUACUUCGUUAGAUUACCAGAGUCAGAACAACAAGUGCGCUACGUAGCUGACGGUAGCGGCUACCACGGUACUGUCGCUGUCACCACCAGUGACCAGCAACAUGUGCAUACCACCAACUUUGCUCUGGGAGAGCGAGCUAUUGAACUAAACUCUCAGGUGCCAAAUACUUACCAAAAUACAGCCACCAACGGAAGUCAAUUGAACAGAAGCGGCCUUCAACAAGUACAAUCACCCAUUGAUAUAUAUUUUCUUCAACAACAAUAUCCUAUGCAAGGACAAAUUGUACACAUAACUCCUAACACUCCACAAAACUUCUUACAGUUCACAUCUCUACCUAGCUUUUACUACACCGAAGAAACUAAUGAAAACGGACCCGUUGUGAGAAUCUUCAAAGAUCACAACUGUCGAAACGAAGAUAACCACGCUAAUAAUGAAGAACGUGUAAGUAAAUUACAAAAGACAACCGAAACAACUGCAAGCGUACCUAACUUUAAAGAACAUAACGUUCACGGAAAUUUCGGAGAACGAGACAAACCAACAUAUCAUCGCGAGUCUAAUUACAAUGUCAAUUCCAACGAUAGAAGCCAAAGAUUCUAUUAUUCUACUGAAAUAAGCCAUCCCACAACGGUCAAACCUUUAUCUUAUACAGCACAUGAAGGUAUCUCGAGGUUAGUAGCAUCGACACAGGAUUUGAUAUCAAAUGAAGAUCUUUUAAGAAUUAAUCACGCAGCAGAGAGAAUAGUUAACAGCCAUACUGAUGAUAUUAUAAAACCUAAACGUCGCUCCAAUUCAAGAAAGUUAAACUACAACUACUACGGACCUGAAGAAGAUUCUAGAAAUAGAAUAACAGUGUCAGCUAAGUAUGGAAAUAUCGUAGAAAGCGAAUUGAACCAACCGCAGAUAGUUCAAAGACAAAACUUUCAAACAGCAACAAAUGAAUAUAAAUUCGCUUCGCCUAUCGUUGUCGAUGAUACAAAUUAUGGCAGUUAUAAACAGCAAAUAGUGAACAAUUUGAUGUCAACGAUGGUACCGUAUAUAGACAAUGGCUAUGAAAUUGUCGAUGUCAGAAAUAGUCUAAAUGAAAACUAUACUUAUUCCGAAGAGAAUAAAUCCGACGAAGAUUUAGUCAACAUCACACCACGACCAGUUAGUCAAAAAUAUUUAGCACCUAUCACCGUCGCUUUAAGAUUACUCAACUCAAAUGAUUCUAACGUAUUUAACAAUGUCGAUGAUCAUGAAGCAUCUGACAGCGAAUUUAUUACAAAUACAGUUGAAAAUCCCCGACGUGACAAAACCAUUGUGGAAAUACAAGAGUCAAUACCUGUAGAAAUCACUCAUAUAAAUGAGGUUGAAUAUCAUGAAUAUUUAGAUGAAGGUAGAAGCAAUCAAGAAAACCCAUUGGGACUAGUGAAAUCUCUAUAUCAAAAAUACUUAGAAUCUUUGGACGCAUCACAUAAUAAUAAAAAUGCGUACCAAAAUACAAACAGCCCACAAAAUAAUUACAAUGAAAACAAUAAUGAAAAUUCCCCAGAAAUUUUAGAAUCUAGUGAGAAUGAACCGACUGAUGUUCAAGAACAAGCGAGUUCGGAUAACCGAAAUUCAUAUACAAGUUAUUACAACACAGAUAAUAAAAUCAUUCAACCGAUAAUUAUUGAAAAGCAAGUACCGGUAACAACAUAUGUAGAUCGUUUUAUCGAGAAGAAAGUACCAUAUCCAGAACCAGUUGAAGUUGUAAAGCAAGUGCCAGUAGAUCGGCCAGUACCGGUGCCAGUGCAUUAUGAGACAAUAGUGGAGAAACCGGUGGAAGUAACUAGAUAUGUAGAUAAACCUUUCCCCGUUGAAGUUCUAAAACCAUAUCCGGUUGAAGUCAGAGUGCCAUAUCCAGUGGAACACAAGGUUUAUAUUGACCGUCCAGUACAUGUUCCGUAUCCAGUUGAGAAAGUUGUCGAAAAACAGUUAAUACAACAUGUUCCCGUGCCGACGCCGGUUGGAAUUCCAGUUGGAAUCCAUAUUCCCGUUGAAAAGAAAGUAUUAUACCCUAUACCGGUCGAAACUCCAGUACCCGUGGCUGUCCCAAUUGAAAAGCAUGUCCCAUAUGAGAAAAUUGUAGAAAAAGAAGUCCCAGUGCCCUAUCCCGUAGAGAAAAAAGUUCCGUAUCCCGUCAGGCAUGAAGUAAAGGUUCCAGUUCCGUACCCAGUAGAGAAAAGGGUACCAUAUCCCGUUGAAAAAAUUGUUGAAAAACCUGUAACUGUUACGAAAGUGGUCGAAAAGCACAUAAAAGUGCCUUUUCCUCAUCCAGUCCGAGUGGAAGUACCAAGACCUUACCCCGUUGAUAGGAUAGUCGAGAAAAAGGUACCAUAUCCUGUCCACGUUGAUCGAAUCGUUGAAAAAAAAGUGCCAGUCCAAGUACCUUAUCCCGUAAAGACAGUUGUCGAGAAAAUCGUUGAAAAGCCAGUAGUUGUUACAAAGUAUAUCGAUAAACCGUAUCCUGUCGAAAAACGUGUUCCAUAUCCAGUUGAAAAAAUCGUAGAACGAAAAGUUCCCUACCCUGUCCACAUACCAGUGGAGGUCAAAGUCCCUUAUGCUGUCGAAAGGAACACACAAAAACCCGAACCGUACCAAUUCGAAAAAGUUGAACCGACAACACUUUAUAGCUACGGCAUUACUCAAGAAGCUCUUUCAAAUGUAGCGAAUUAUUUAAGAUAUCAACAGGAACAGUAUAAACAACCCAUCCCAAAUUACUUGAAAAGUAACGCUGAUAGUUACGGUUCACAACAAGCUGAAUCACAACGAAAUUACCAAAUACAACUCGCCAACGCGCAGCUUUUGAAAAAUCUGCAAAACGCAACGCCCGUCCACUCGACGCGCUGGGGAAAUCACUAUGCUUCUUCGUAUAACUAUUUGAAUUCUACCAUCGAUUCUAAAAAACCAUCAAACACUAACAGUCAAGAAAAUUACAAAUAUUACGGUCCGCCGCCGUUGAAAAAUUACAAUAAUGAAUGGGAAAAUAAUAAAGAUUACUCAGAGAGGAUCAGAAGGACUGACAGAACACCCAAAAUGACGAACUUGAGGAUAGAAUACGGAGGAUUCAAGCCUCCGUUAAUUCCAAGCACAGAGGUCGAUUUAGAUGGUAUACCCAUCAAUAACAAAGAAUAA